AUGGCCAACGUUACAGGAAUCAACCUUUGCCCUGCUCCAUUCAUCGAUUCGACGCUUUUUGGUAGUGGAGGGUAUUGGGUUUACCCAGACAGCUUCAGUACAAUCGGCACCGUGGCCAACUGGAUCGCAACCGUCAGUGUCAUCUGCUGCGUGUUCCUGUUGGUAUCAUGGGCAACGCUGCCGGUGGAAAAGACGAACCGUCACUACUUGAGCAUCUGCUUUACCCUUGGUGUCUUGAUCAUGAAUUUGGGAUUCGUCAUUCCGCUAGCGGCCGAGCCGGAUCAGUGCUUUGAUGCCAUCACUCCAAACGACAUGCACACUUUGAGCGUUUGUGGAGCGUCGGGUGCCAUGCUGAUCCUAGGAGGCUGGUGCGCCGUGAUGUGGGCGUUCCUUCGUUCCCUCUCCCUUCACCUUCAGAUCUGCUGGCAGGUUCUCGUGGGCCGCAACUUUAUGAUUUUCGCCCAAGCUGCCGGAUGGGGCAUCCCUGCCAUCGGUAUCAUCCUCGCUCUGGUUUUCAGCGGAGUUUCCUUCCGGUUCGGCGCAACGUGUCACAUCAACCACAAGAAUAGCUUGGCAGAUCUUUGGAUUCCGCUUCUCAUCUUUGCCAGCAUCACCGUCGUGACGACAUUCACCACCUUUGGCUACUGCAUCAAGGUCUAUCUCGCCUCUUUGAACGACAACGCCGCGUCGACCGAAGGAUCCAGCCUCCCGACUUACUCAAACAGUGUAAUCACCAUGUCCCCACGACAGGCUUACCGCCGAGUCCGCCGAGUUAUUGCUCUUCAAUGGCGAGGCAUUGCCAUUGUCCUCAUCAUCAUUGCCGAUGUCAUCUUCUUCUCCGUCGUCUUCGUCUUCCAGGAUAACAUUGUUCAAUCCAUCGCCGACGACCCCAAGGUGGCUCAGAAGUGGAUCGUCUGCCUCAUCGGAGCGCAGGGCGACAAGACAAAGUGUCUCAACGAUGCCGGCUCCCUAGUCGUCAGCGAAGCGACAGUAUCUGCCGUGCUUGUCCUGCUUUCUCUGAACGGCAUCUGGAUCCUGUUCCUCCUUGGUCGAUGGACCAUGUUUACCGGCUGGGUUGAUUUGGUAAAGUCUCCUUUCAAUAACAGAAAGAAGGAAUUCGUAUCGGUGGAUGCCCGAUAUGAUAAUCAGAAAGAUACACGUUCGUACGAGAUGCUCUCCAGAGAUACGAGCGCCGUGGUAACACCACUUGAUCCAGUGAAAUCCGCAGCGGGCACUCAAGCCCCCGAUUACUUUGGCGAAACGGCCAGAUACAACGCACCGGCGCGAUCCUACUCGAACCCCCGGCCGCCACAGGGCUCCCGGCCUGAAUGGAAUGCGCAGCAAACCUAUGCCGCCCCGCAAGGCCGCGAUAUGAACCCGCUGGCGAUGAACCGCAUAUAA
Trichoderma aggressivum f. europaeum is the source of this 1401-nucleotide messenger RNA. RefSeq lists its product as uncharacterized. NCBI's taxonomy places the organism in Eukaryota, Fungi, Ascomycota, Sordariomycetes, Hypocreales, Hypocreaceae. The record is from RefSeq and is a predicted model, not a curated record. The coding region runs from base 1 to 1401 and encodes 466 amino acids. Gene Ontology annotation, molecular function: transmembrane signaling receptor activity. The transcript is spliced from 4 exons. Gene Ontology annotation, cellular component: membrane. Gene Ontology annotation, biological process: cell surface receptor signaling pathway.